Molecule: messenger RNA, 663 nt
Organism: Sinocyclocheilus grahami
Lineage: Eukaryota; Metazoa; Chordata; Actinopteri; Cypriniformes; Cyprinidae
Product: homeobox protein vent1-like
Exons: 2
Molecular function (GO): DNA binding
Source: RefSeq, a predicted model, not a curated record
GCUGGCGCCAGGCUUUCACACAAUCACAGGAUAUGUAAAGACUUCAAUAACGACCCAUUAGGCCUAAUGAUUGAGAAUCGAUCAGGCGUUAACUCCUCCAUGCAUAUGUUAAUGUGGUGCCGGGACGGGCUUAUAUAUAUGCAUGCCGCUUCUGGAGGCCUGGCAGACAGUCUUGGAUUUUACUGGGAUAGAUUCACGUCCUCAGACACACAGGCAGCAAUCAUGCUCAAUAAGUUUUCUGUCGACUGGCUCGCCCAAAGCUUUCACGAUUCGGCGCCUCUGGAGGUUCUGGAGCCGGAGAAGACGACGCACAGGCCGCACGUGCCGUGUCUGGUUCAACCGAGACCGCCAACAUCCUACGACAAGGUUUAUCUGCAGCCAAAACCAAAGGUUGCCAAAGUUGAACAGAAACCAGAGACCAUUAAGGAGAAUGAGGUCACGACUCCAAGACACUGCUCAUCUCCAAGCUUUUCAGAAAACAGCGGCUAUUCGUCCGGUUAUGAAAGCGAAGCGGCCGCGUCUGAAUGUGCGUCGCGCAGAAUCAGAACCAAGUUCACUCCGGAGCAGAUCGACAAGCUGGAGAAAAUCUUCAGCAAGCACAAAUACUUGGACGCGGGAGAAAGAGUGAAAACCGCGUUGAAACUCAAUCUGUCAGAAACUCAG